CGACAUCGCCGUGCCUUUCCCCGCCCUGGCGAGGUCACGCGCUGCUCGCAAGCAAGGCUCCCUCCUGCAGACCAUCGUGAUCACCAAGAGUCGCAGCCAAAGUACCCCCAGCUCCUCCGAGGAUGGCGGAGAAGAAACGGGUGGUGGUUUUUGGAGCUACAGGGCUCCAGGGAGGCUCAGUGGCCAGAGCCCUGCUGGACGAUGGCACCUUCCAGGUGCGUGCUGUCACCCGCAACCCGCAGCAGAAGGCUGCCCAGGAGCUGGAGAAGAAGGGCGCUGACGUGGUGAAGGCAGACCUAGAGGACGUGCCAAGCCUGGAGAAAGCCCUGCGAGGGGCGUACGGAGUCUUCCUCGUGACCGAUUUCUGGGAUCAUCUCAGCAAAGAGCGGGAAGUUGCCCAGGGGAAGCGCGUGGCAGACUUAGCCAAGCGACUGGCCUUGGGCUACGUGGUUUACAGCGGCCUCGAGAACGUGAAGAAACUAACUGAGGGGCAGCUGGAGGUGCCACACUUUGACGGCAAAGGCGAGGUGGAGGAAUACUUUCGGGCUGUCGGGGUGCCCAUGACCAGCCUUCGGCUGCCCUGCUACUUUGAAAACUUCAUCACUGUCUUCCGACCCCGGAAAGCCCCAGAUGGAGACAGCUACGAACUAGCCAUUCCCAUGGGAGAAGUACCCAUGGAUGGGAUGGCCGUGGCUGAUCUUGGGCCAGUUGUGGUUCGGCUGAUGAAAGAGCCGGAGAAGUACAUAGGCCAGGACAUCGGGCUGAGCAGCUGCAAGCACACCGUGGCAGAGUACGCAGCCCUGAUAGAAAAGUACACUGGGAAGCCUGUGAGAGAUGCCAAGAUGUCGCUUGAAUCCUACGAGAAGCUGGACUUUCCUGGUGCCCAAGAGUUAGCUAACAUGUUCCGCUUCAACACCCUGGGCCCCGUCCGAGAUCCCGCCUUGACCCUGAAGCUCAACCCAAAGGCCAGGGCGUUUGAGGAGUGGGUGGCGGAGGAAAAAGCUGCCUUCAAGGACCUCUAGCAGGGGUGGGGCCUCCCUGGGAUAACCUGUUUUGUUAAAUAAA
Messenger RNA from Lacerta agilis (Sand lizard), 1065 nucleotides. RefSeq names its product NmrA like redox sensor 1 (gene NMRAL1). Bases 123 to 1022 code for a protein of 299 amino acids. The record is from RefSeq and is a predicted model, not a curated record. The transcript is spliced from 6 exons. Lineage: Eukaryota; Metazoa; Chordata; Lepidosauria; Squamata; Lacertidae.